This is a messenger RNA of Belonocnema kinseyi, 708 nucleotides long. RefSeq lists its product as uncharacterized. Bases 1 to 708 code for a protein of 235 amino acids. NCBI's taxonomy places the organism in Eukaryota, Metazoa, Arthropoda, Insecta, Hymenoptera, Cynipidae. Gene Ontology annotation, molecular function: nucleic acid binding. The transcript has a single exon. The record is from RefSeq and is a predicted model, not a curated record.
AUGGAAAAAGAGCAAUAUCGUUCGGUGAUUCGAUUCUUGUUUUUGGAAGGGAAAACGCGCAGCGAAAUCAAAGAUCGCUUUGAUGCUGUGUACGGCGACUCUUCUCCUUCGAUUGCGACCGUCAAGAAUUGGUUCAACGAGUUUGUUCGUGGCCACACAUCGGUUUUUGAUGAGCCACGCCCAGGUGCUCCGAAAACGGCUAAUACGGAGGAAAACGUAAACAAAAUCCACGAUCUCGUGUUGGCAGACCGCCGAUUGAAGGUUCGCAAGAUAGCUGAGGUUGUAGGCAUCGCAGAAGGAACGGCGCAUCAUAUUUUACACGAAGAACUGGGCAUGAGGAAGCUAUCGGCACGAUGGGUGCCGCGUUUGCUCACACCGGACAACAAGCGCAACCGUGAGACAACAUCGGCGACGUGUAUUGGGCCGAUUCAACACCGAAUUGAAGAAAAACUCCGUUCGGCGAAGAAAAAAGUGCUGUUCCACCACGACAACGCACCGGCUCACACCUCCGCCGUCGCCGUAGCCGAAUUGCGCUAUGAAUUGCUGCCCCAUCCACCGUAUUCUCCAGAUUUGACCCCCUGUGACUUUUUUUGUUUCCAAACCUGGAAAAGUCACUCUCCGGGAAUAGGUUUGGGUCGAAUGAGGUCAUCGCCGCCACGGAGGCCUAUUUUGCAGACCUUGAGAAAACGUAUUUUUUGGACGGGUUGA